Clupea harengus (Atlantic herring) is the source of this 1648-nucleotide messenger RNA. RefSeq lists its product as uncharacterized. Lineage: Eukaryota; Metazoa; Chordata; Actinopteri; Clupeiformes; Clupeidae. The record is from RefSeq and is a predicted model, not a curated record.
GAUGGUUUUCAACAGCAUAUUGCAUACUCCUAUGACAAGGAUGCAGUUUGCUGAACUGUGCAUGGCCAUCUUGAAGGUUGUGAGUCUUAGCUCCAUUACAGUGAUUCUGCCUGCGUACAUCUGUGUGGUGAAGGAUGCUGAAUCUUCUGCCAGCAGAUCCUCAACACCCACUACCUUCUCAGUCAUUGCCUCAACUGAAAGGGCUCCAUCGUCAGUGCCAUCUCCCGAGUCACUGGUGACUGAUGGAGAUACAUUCACUACAAUCACUACAAUCCUGGAAAGCAUCUUAUCCAGUGGGAAUGUUCACAACAUCGCCAAAAACCUCGUUAGUCAGGUUCAGGGUGUUCUCCAGGACAGCAGCCCAACUUCCAUUCCUGUGGCUGCCAGCAAAAGCGUUUCGGAUUCUGAGAUUUUGCAGAAGAGAGUUCCACAGCGGACAGUAAGUGCCUCUCAGCUGGUUUACUCCUAUGCUGAGGAGGCAAUCAAGAAUUUGCUUCAGCCAUAUUUUCUUCCUCUUGUGGCAUGGAAUGCCAGGGAAGAUGCUGCCUCGGCCAGAGUUCCCCUUCCCAGGAUCCCAAGCCCUGUGCCCUCUCUGCUGGGAUUGGAUAAAGCUGAAGGCACCUGUCUGAUAACUAGAUUGAUUCAAAGAUUGCCUGCUUACAUUCAUUUUCGGGAACCAGUGGAUUCUUCUGCAACUAGUGAGCAAGACGUAAUAUCCCCAUCACGCAAAUUUAGUGAUGUGGCCAAUCUGUUCACCCGAGUGAUGACCUUCCAGGUUAUGGAUAUGGUUGAUUCAGAGCUGGAUAGACAUCAAAGAUCUUCUGAUGUAUCCAGGAUGUUGUCGACAGCUGAAGAUAAUAUUAGUGCUGGUCACUACGAUGAUCUGUUCUCUGGAUUGAUCCAGAGGUUCAUUGCAGAAUUCAGUUAUUCUGACUCUAUUUUCUCGGAUGAAGUGGAUGACGUCAGCGACACAGCAUUUUCUACCAGGAGCCAAAGCACCCGAUCUGGCACUGCCUCACAAAAACUUGAAAACAUGUUAGGUCUGUUCACCAGGGUGAUGAUUAGCCAAGUAAUGGAUGUCCUCCGCAUUGAAUCAGGAGUCGAACUGGACAGAGAUAUGAUAAGAACACGAAGUCCCUCCUCUGUAGGCUCUGUGCUCGGUACAGACAGCAGCGACUAUGGCUGUUUUGUCACUGUUCUGAUGCUAAGGCUGUUAGCCAAAAUCAAGGAUCAACCAAAUGCCUCUGCUGAUAUGAUGUAUUCCUCCCGAGAGUUGAUUGAGAAAGUCCUGUCCGAGUUCAGUAGUGCCUCAGGAACUCCAAACUUCCAGACUUAUCCAAGCACCUUAAAGAUUCAGGCAACAUCCAGAACCAUGGACAAGUUCCUUCUGAAGGAAUUUGGACCCGAAACUGUCCUGCAGAGAGCUGUGGAGACACAGGAUGUCUCUUUUGAUAGAACCUUGCUGACGGCCUUGAGAAAGGAACUGCUGCAGCAGUGUGAUACAGAAGCUACUGCUGCCCCAUCAGCCCAAGCUGCUCCACCCUCCCCUCAGCCAGUGCCUGUUGCAGAUGAGGGGCGAACCAGCAGGACUAAACUGAAGAUGCCCAAAAAGAGGUUCAACAUAAAGGUAACUCAUUUCAUCAACUGA